CGCUGACGCUGACGCCGCCGCAGCCGCCACCACAGAGCCGGGUCAAGAUGGCGGCGCCCGCGGUCGUCCGGGCCUUGAGGGCACUGCCCCACAUCUGCGCUGUCCCCAAUGGCACCCGGCAGCUGCACAGCAGCCCCCCCUGCCUCAAGGCUCGUGCCGCGCGGGUGCGCGUGGGGAAGGGGGACAAGCCGGUGACGUACGAGCAGGCCCAUGGGCCCCACUACAUCGGGCACCGCAAGGGGUGGCUCUCGCUGCACACCGGGAACCUGAGCUCGGAGCUCGGGGCCGCGCAGCGCGUUCUGGAGGACGCGUUCGUGCGUCGCUUCCUGCGCGGGACGUUCCCGGGGGCGCUGCUGGCCCCGCCCGUGCUCCGGCGCCGCGGGCGCGCGCUGCUCGUGAGCGCGCAGGUGUCGCGCGCGCUGCCGCCCGCGCGGCUGCUGUUCCUGCAGGGGUACUCGGAGCUGCUGCUGAGCGCGCUCCACUCCUGCCCCGUGCGCAUCGAGAUCACCACCCUGCGCGCGCCCGCCGUAUACAAGCACCUCUGAGCGCGUGCACGAGAGCACACACGUGACUUCACACGUGACCUCACACGUGACACCCCACGGGGAUCGGACACACCAAUGUACCACUCGUGUUUGUGACUUAAAGAGACCACGACAA
Molecule: messenger RNA, 660 nt
Organism: Melopsittacus undulatus (budgerigar)
Lineage: Eukaryota; Metazoa; Chordata; Aves; Psittaciformes; Psittaculidae
Product: 28S ribosomal protein S24, mitochondrial-like
Exons: 4
Coding region: 48-545 (165 amino acids)
Biological process (GO): translation
Cellular component (GO): mitochondrion
Source: RefSeq, a predicted model, not a curated record